GUGCUGCUUCUGUUACCACUGCUGCUGUUGCGGCUAGGGGAACCGUCGUGGGGAAGGAUGGUCUGCGAAAAAUGUGAAAAGAAACUUGGUACUGUUAUCACUCCAGAUACAUGGAAAGAUGGUGCUAGGAAUACCACAGAAAGUGGUGGAAGAAAGCUGAAUGAAAAUAAAGCUUUGACUUCAAAAAAAGCAAGAUUUGAUCCAUAUGGAAAGAAUAAGUUCUCCACUUGUAGAAUUUGUAAAAGUUCUGUGCACCAACCAGGUUCUCAUUACUGCCAGGGCUGUGCCUACAAAAAAGGCAUCUGUGCGAUGUGUGGAAAAAAGGUUUUGGAUACCAAAAACUACAAGCAAACAUCUGUCUAGAUGUAUUGAUGGAAUUUCUGGCUUUCUAAAUGAUUUUACUUUCUGCCUUGAAUUUUUAAGGCAUAGAUGUAAACUUACAGAAUAACAUGUUUUAAGACAAUUAAGUUUACACCAGAGAAUUUGAUUGGUGUUCAUGUUGCUCUCAAGUUCUGAACAGCAACAGUAUAACUAGUCUUUUGCCUUAAGUGAUUAUUUUCCUUAUGAGCAUUUUAUUGAACUAAGUGGCAGAUUCCAUGAAAAACAUUUCUCAGUUCUGUAUGCACUUUUAUUUAACAUUACUCAUAUAAUUCUUAUCCCCUUCCUCUACUUUAUUUAUAGAUACUGCAGAAGUGAGAAGGAGAUAAUAGAUAUUUUGCUCUGAAUUUGGCAUGCAGUGUUAACAGUUCUUCCUCAGUCCCUUCCUGGUAUCAUAGUUCUUAGAAUCAGUAGUCUCUUAACUAAUUGCAGUUUCAUAGGAUAUAUAAAUGUUUUAAGCAGUUAUUUGCUGAAUGGUUCUUUAGUUGUUAGUCUAGACCCAAAUUAAAAA
Molecule: messenger RNA, 889 nt
Organism: Cebus imitator (Panamanian white-faced capuchin)
Lineage: Eukaryota; Metazoa; Chordata; Mammalia; Primates; Cebidae
Gene: CRIPT
Product: CXXC repeat containing interactor of PDZ3 domain
Exons: 5
Coding region: 58-363 (101 amino acids)
Biological process (GO): cytoplasmic microtubule organization
Cellular component (GO): dendrite
Molecular function (GO): microtubule binding; PDZ domain binding
Source: RefSeq, a predicted model, not a curated record